AUGUCGCAGCCCCGCAAGUCCGUCUCGAGCAGGCGGCGCUCUGCCGUCGAGAAGUCCGAGUCAACUACGCCGACACCAGCACCCAAGGACCCUUCGAAGGUUGCGAGCUCGUCGAAGAUGACGUUAGACAUGCCGCCGCUCGAUGUGCCCGAUUCCAUUACGUGGGACUUCACACCGCCAGAACAUCGACCAGUGCAGGAGCUGAGCGAGGACGACAAGGACCGCCUGAUUCAUGAGCUCCUGAACUUUGCGCCGUUCAACGUUCUACACGACAUUGCAGAGCACGCACGAUCACUGAUCUAUCCGACCGUCACGAGUGUGGAGCAAUGGGCGCAGAUGAUGUCGUCCGGACGACCAGAGUUUGAGCGUGAGGCCGAGGCAGGCUCGUAUGCCCUUGAGACGCUGCUUGAGCAACAGGUAGACAAGGCGUUCGACAAGUUCACCGCGUACGCGCUACGUAACAUCUUUUCCGUCCCGGACGGCGUCGAGCUCGUGAUGCCCUGGCACAAAGGCAUCGACUUCACGCGCGCGCAGCACGUCGUGGACAACGGCGGCGAAGAGGUGUUACAGGGACGACUCGACGAUCUGCGCGCCAAAAUUGAGCAGGCUAGAUACACGCGGCACCGGCUGAUUAUGGCCGAAGCCGUGCUGGACAAGAAGCUGCGCAUGGCCGAGAUGCGCCGGAAGGAAGUCGGAUUCGUGAACGAUUUGAUCGUCGAGGCCGGGCUGCACCCGCUUAACGAGCACACGCGCAGCAUCGCCUCGUCACUCUCCUCUCUGCACUCGCAACUGGCGUCCCUCGACCCGGCCGACGUGCCCGUGCCGACGACAGGCAGCGAGACGGAUGCCUGGGAAGCAGGGCGACAGGCGUACCUCCGCUGGGCCCUCGGACGUGCGAUGGCGGAACACGGCGACCGGGGCGCGGACGAACUCGCCCAGAUCGAGAAGGAAGUCAAGGAGGUCGGCGACGUGGCGGAUCUGGAGGCGCAGGUUCGGCGGUAG
Messenger RNA from Trichosporon asahii var. asahii CBS 2479, 1002 nucleotides. RefSeq lists its product as uncharacterized. Bases 1 to 1002 code for a protein of 333 amino acids. The transcript has 4 exons. NCBI's taxonomy places the organism in Eukaryota, Fungi, Basidiomycota, Tremellomycetes, Trichosporonales, Trichosporonaceae. The record is from RefSeq and is a predicted model, not a curated record. Gene Ontology annotation, cellular component: chromosome, centromeric region; nucleus. Gene Ontology annotation, biological process: mitotic cell cycle; kinetochore assembly; mitotic sister chromatid segregation.